Molecule: messenger RNA, 1251 nt
Organism: Alnus glutinosa
Lineage: Eukaryota; Viridiplantae; Streptophyta; Magnoliopsida; Fagales; Betulaceae
Product: UPF0481 protein At3g47200-like
Exons: 1
Coding region: 1-1251 (416 amino acids)
Source: RefSeq, a predicted model, not a curated record
AUGAGGCGUGUUGAUGGACCUGAUCCUGUCUCGAUUCGUAUUCAUGAAAAGCUUGUUGGUUUGACUCCGAAUGCUCCAGAAUGUUGUAUAUUCAGAGUGCAUACCCUGUUACGCAACGUAAAUCAAAAAGCAUACGACCCUCAAUUACUUUCCAUUGGUCCUUACCACCGCGGCAAGGAUGGCUUAAGGCUCAUGGAAGAUCACAAAUUGCGCUAUUUACAGCUACUUCUUCAAAGGAGAAACGAAACAAGUGUAGAAACAUAUAUUAAGGCCAUGAGAGAAUUGGAAGGAAGAGCUCGUAGAUGCUAUGCAGAACCCAUUAGCCUAACCACGGAUGAGUUUGUAGAAAUGAUGCUUCUUGAUGGAUGUUUCAUCAUUGAGCUGUUUCGCAAAUUUGAAAUGUUGGAUCUAAUAGAUGAACGUGACCCAAUUUUGCAAUUCGGUUGGAUGUUCUAUAGCUUAAAGCGUGAUCUACUGUUAUUCGAAAACCAAAUUCCAUUCUUUGUUCUCACUAAAUUGUUCAAGAUGACUAAGGUUCCUAAUCAAGAGGGCAACCUUAUUGAUCUAGCUGUGCUUUUCUUCCAAGUAUCAUUAUUACCAUUUGGACACCAUAUCUCUGCAUCAAGUCAUGAAUCUUUCAUAGACAUUGAGCAUCUACUUGCUUUGUUAUAUAAAUCUUUCACUCCACCAUCUGUAGGAAUUGAAGACAACACUGAAGAAAAGUUGAAUUCGAUACCUAGUGCCACGGAGCUUCAAGAGGCUGGAGUCAAAUUGAAGAAGUUACAGAGUGGUAGCUUCUUUGACUUAAAGUUCAACAACGGGGUACUGGAAAUUCCGUUUUUGAAUAUAGAUGAUGGAUCAGAAUCAAUCUUCCGAAAUCUAAUUGCAUAUGAGCAAUACGGUCGAAAUAAUGAUGUCAAAUACGUCACAGACUAUGUGAGCUUCAUGGAUGAUCUCACCAACUCUCCAAAAGAUGUUGAAUUAAUUCGUCGACAAGGAAUUAUUGAAAAUUGGUUGAGUGAUGAUGAAGCUGUCUCCACUAUGUUUAACAAGCUUGGUGAGAAUGUUAUGGUAUCCAACGACUAUUAUGCUCAAAUUUUCAGAGAUGUGAAGAAGCAUUGCCGAGAACGUAAGAAUGUGUGGAUAGCAAACUUAAGGCACAAGUAUUUCAACAGCCCUUGGGCAUUGAUUUCAUUUCUUGCUAUUGGAUUUGUUAUGAAAAGUUGCAGAAAACAGAGUACAAAGAACUAA